Messenger RNA from Brassica napus (rape), 1983 nucleotides. RefSeq names its product meiosis-specific protein ASY2-like. The transcript is spliced from 5 exons. The record is from RefSeq and is a predicted model, not a curated record. Bases 1 to 1983 code for a protein of 660 amino acids. NCBI's taxonomy places the organism in Eukaryota, Viridiplantae, Streptophyta, Magnoliopsida, Brassicales, Brassicaceae.
AUGCCGAUGAGCGUCAGGUCGUUCGAGGAGAUGACCUCGAUAACCGACAUGAAGGGCGGAACCUAUUCGGUGAAGAUGCGACCAAACUGCAAUGUGUGUGCCGUUGGCCAUCCUAUGUCUCCAGUCUACCCCGAGGAUUUCCUGAAGAGCGUUCGAGCCGUCGCUUUGCUUCAAAUCUACCGUUGGUCCGAAAUUACCGUCGGGAGGAUUCGCGAGCUUAAGGACCGGAUCGCUCGAAAUGCGUUCUCUCGCCGAGAGUGGAGAUCUGAUCUUCCGACCGUUCUUCCUAUUCGCACCAAGCGACUAGACAUCUUCCUGAAGGACAUCCAGAAGCAAGUUUCUGAAGCAAAGAGGAUGGGAACUCUUCCUGAUUUGAGCGCGAUAUUACCCACCCAGCUGGGGCUGGCCAGCGGGGAAGGACCCUCGACGGCGGUUCCUCGCGCUGGUGAGGUUCCCCCUUCUGGUGCUAGAAACGCAGGGAAGGGUAAAAAAAGGAAGAGGGGCGGCUCGGGAGUCGAGGGGAGCGCCGAGGAGGCGAGCGACGUUCCUCCUUCUGGCGAACCCCAGAAGAAGAAGAAGAAGAGGACAAAGAAGCCCGUUGAUGAGCAGUCGGAGAAUCCCGAGGAACCAACUGAGAUUGAGGAGGGUGAUGAAGUUGGUGGAGGGGAGGAAUCUGAAACUCCUCUUAAUGCCACCCGUCCGGACGGUUCUGAAGAAGACAGCGGAGAGUCGCCGCUUUUGAUCAGGAGGCAUAACGACGAUGUUGGGGAUGAGGCGCGAUCUCCUAUUCUGGCGUCUUCUCGCGAGGGAACUCCGGUUCCCAUUGGAGAAGGGGCCGCUCAGAUCGGCACUUCUUCUCGCGGCUCCGCUAUCUUGAGGAGGGUGCCUGGAGUCAACUUUCCGGACAAGGUUUCGUUUCACUACGAGGGACCGGCCCCUCUAGUGUACGUUCCCGAGAAGUGCGGAGAGUUCCUUCGCCAACUAAGGGGGAGGGCGAAACCUCUGCCCGCUGUGAAGGACCUCAUCUUCGGGAGUGAAUACGAGGAAGCUGCGAGGGCCAAGCUGCUGGGGGAUAGCGCGACGAACGUCGUGAUUGAUAAGUACGACACUGCCAUGAAGGGAGCUUUGGGCGAACUCGAGCUGGUUAAGAAGGAGCAAGCGGAGAGAGAGGAAACUUCUGCUCGCCAGCUGAAUGCAUCGAGGGCUGACGCCGAGAGGCUUAACGGGAUGGUUGCUCGCAUUAUUGCUCGAAGAGACGAGCUCAAAGCCGAGUUGGAGGCAUCCCGAGGAGUCGUCCGUGAGCUCGAGCGGAAGAACGCCGGACUUGAGAACGAGAAGGUUUCGCUCGCUGCGCCUCAUGAAAGAGAGAUGAGGCGCCUUAGAUAUUCCAGAAUCCUGGAAGUGACGAGGGAAAGAGGAAGAGUUGAGGCCGAGAUGGCCGCGAAAGCUAAUCGUCGCUUCGCUAGGAUUCGCUCCCGAGAAGAGCGACGAGGUCCCUAUGAGGAGGCCCGGUUGCUUCAUAGCCAAGCCUUCGGAACCAGGAAAUGCCUUGAGGCCUUGAAGAGGGCUGGGAGCGACAUCUCGCAAGCUACUAUCGAGAUAUUCGCCGAGCAAGAAAAGAAAUAUGAGCAGGAAGCCGAGAAGCUUAGGGUGGGUGAGAUACCCGAGGAAGAUCUCACACUUUCUCCUCUCGUAUUGGACUCUCAGUUUGUGGAUGCUCGAAUCUUGGCGAGUCUCGAUCCUUAUGGGUCCAACGCCGGCUUGAUCGAUCCGGAGACUGCAGCGAGUCUUCACGUUCCGCCUACUCAUCCGACUGAAGCGCGGCGCGAAGACCCGACGCCUCUUCUUGAAGGCCCUUUGGUUGAUCCAGAGAUCGUCCCGAGAUCAGACGAAGCGCGUGUUUCUCCGGCCGCUCGUGAGUCGAGCGUCAGGGCUUCGGAGCUCUCCGUCCUCAACGAUCGUGAAAGCGACCGGGAGGACUAG